ACUGCUGGAGGAAGAAGGGGAGGAGGAGGAGGAGGCGCGUGUAUUUGCCAGCGCUUGACACAUCAGUGUUGACAAAACGAGUCACGUGAUCGAUGUGAAGAUGGCGCAGCUUAUGGUAUAUUGCAGCGUUCUCCUCCUGAUAUCGCGAUAUAUAUCGGCGGAUCAAUAAUCGAUUGAGCGAGUCUGACUCAGACGGGCUUCCAGCCGAUAGAAACGCAGGUUUUCCACUUGAAAGAGCGCUGCAACAACACCUUUCCGUGGACACCAGAUACAAGUGUGCGCGUGAGUGUGCGUCAGUGUUCGUGUGUGAGUCGGUGGACACGGAGACUGCAUCACAGCGGAGACACAAUAAAGCCAAGAUUUUCCCUUGGAUCCGGGCUCUGCUAACAUGUAGCCUUUUUUCAAACCAUGAUCCAGACAUAAUGUGGCUUUUUCUGUCGGGAGGAAAAUAACCAAAGAUGUGGAUCCCUACGGAAGAGGAGAAAAUCGGAGUUGUGAUCUGCAACUUCCGGUCGCCGAUAUGUCAAGCUCUGGUCCUGGAAAUUGGGGAGACCGUCCAGAUUCUGGAGAAAAGUGAAGGCUGGUACAGAGGCUUUUCCACCAAGAAACCAUCCAUAAAGGGAAUCUUCCCCGUCAGCUAUGUCCACUUGAAGAAAUCCACAGUGACCAACAGAGGACUGUGCGAGACAGUUGUCCCUCUGGAGGACCCCAUCAUCACAGAGACCACCUCGACUCUGCAGGAAUGGGGGGUGCUGUGGAAGCAACUAUAUGUGAAACACAAGGUGGAUCUGUUCCAUAAACUUCGCCAUGUGAUGACCGAGCUCAUCGACCUGCGUCGGCAGCUCAUCCAGGGUCACCUCGCCCAGGACCAGACGCGGGAGAUCAAGCGGCACAUCACCGUCCGGCUGGACUGGGGCAACGAGCACCUCGGUAUAGACCUUGUUCCCAGGAAGGAGUUUGAAAUGGUGGAUCCAGAUCAGAUCAGUGUAUCAGAGCUUUACAAAUUGCAUGUAUCCAGCAGACACUGCGGUCAGCAAAGCACAAACCAGGGUGACAGCGUGAGACAGCGGCAUGGCGACAGCUGCCGUGUCCCUGUGUCGCAUCACCUCUUCAUCAAUCUGAAGAGCUUUACUUACAACAGCAUCAGCGAGGAUGCAGACGUAUUCUUUUCCCUGUACGACACACGUGAGGCCAAGCAGAUCAGCGAGAAGUUUAUGGUGAAACUUAACAAAAAUGGAGGACCAAAGAAUCCAGAGAAGGUGGACCGUCUCUGUGCCCUCUUCACGGACCUAAGCAGCAAAGACUUGAAGAGAGACCUGUAUAUCGUCGCGCAUGUCCUCAGAACCGGUCGCAUGCUUCUCAACGACUCGAAGAAAGGACCCCCUCAUGUGCAGUACCGGCGGCCGUAUGGCUGUGCCGUCCUCGCCAUGAGUGACGUUUUCCACACCAUCACCGACCUCAAAGAGGAGAAGGAUUUUGUGCUCAAAGUUUACACAUGUAACAACGAGAACGAGUGGUACCAGGUACACGAGAACAUCAUCCGCAAGUCCAACACCAAGUAUUCGGCUCCCAGCACCAACUAUGGCCUCAUCAUUUCCUUACAGCUGCUGAGGGGUGAGCUGGAGCAGAUCAGACGGGAGAACCAGGCGGUUUUCAACAGGGCUCUGGCACUCACACGCAAACUAGGUUUCCCAGAUGUCAUCCUGCCAGGUGAUAACCGCAACGACCUGUACCUGACCCUGGAAAGAGGGGAGUUCGAGAGGGGCGGCAAAAGCGUUCAGAAGAACAUCGAAGUCACUCUGUAUGUCCUCUACGCUGACGGAGACACACUCAAAGAUUGCAUCAGCUUGGGCUGUGGCGAACCCAACACCAGCGAAUACCGCUCCUUCGUCCUCUACCACAACAACAGCCCUCGCUGGAGCGAAAUGGUCAAGCUGCCUAUUCCCAUAGAUCGUUUCAGGGGCUCCCACCUACGCUUCGAGUUCAGACACUGCUCCACGAAAGAUAAAGGAGAGAAGAAGCUGUUUGGCUUUGCGUUCACACCGCUCAUGAGAGAAGACGGAACCACGCUGUCGGACGAGAUCCAUGAGCUCUAUGUUUACAAGUGCGACGAGAACGCCACCUUCUCCAACCAGGGUCUCUACCUGAGCCUGCCCUGCUGCAAAGAGGACUUCAACAGCUGCCCAAACCUGCCUGCCAACCUUCCCUUCCAGAGAAGCCCCAAAGAGACAUUCUGGGUUUCCACGAUCCUCUGCUCCACCAAGCUCACGCAAAAUGUGGACCUUUUGGCUCUCCUGAACUGGAAGGCCCAUCCGGACAGAGUGCUGGACAUCCUGGGUCGACUGCGUCAGAUCAGUGGGGAAGAAAUAGUCAAGUUUCUGCGAGACGUCCUGGACACACUCUUCUGUCUCUUAGAUGACAACACUGACAAAUAUGGGCCACUGGUUUUCCAGUCACUGGUGUUCAUCAUCAACCUGCUCAGGGACAGUCGAUUCUACCACUUCAGACCUGUCAUGGACUCCUACAUUCAAAACCACUUUGCCGGAGCGCUGGCAUACAAAGAGCUCAUCCGAUGUCUGAAGUGGUACAUGGAUCGUUCGGCCGAAGUGGUUCGCCAAGAUCACAUCCAGGAGGCCAUGAGGGCUCUGGAGUAUCUUUUCAAGUUCAUCGUCCAGUCUCGUAUCCUGUAUUCGAGGGCCACCUGUGGGAUGGAGGAGGAGCAGUUCCGGGCCAGCAUUCAAGAGCUGUUUCAGUCCAUCCGCUUCGUCCUGAGCUUAGACAGUCGCAGCUCGGAGAACCUGGUGUUCACUCAGGCUGCGCUGCUGAACAGCUUCCCUGAUAUCUUUGAUGAGCUGCUGCAGAUGUUCACUGUUCAGGAGGUGGCUGAAUAUGUCAGGGGCACCCUGGGGAGCAUGCCCAGCACAGUGGACAUCGGCCAGUCCAUGGAUGUUGUCAAGCUGCAGUCCAUCGCCCGCACGGUUGAGAGCCGCCUCUUUUUCUUCCCCGAGUCUCGCAGUAUCUUGCUGCCCGUCGUCCUGCAUCAUAUUCACCUUCAUCUACGGCAGCAGAGAGAGCUGCUCAUCUGCUCAGGAAUCCUAGGAAGCAUCUUUUCCAUCAUCAAAACCAGCUCAAUGGAGUCUUCAGUUCACGAGGAAGUGGAGAUGAUGGUGGAGAGCCUCCUGGACGUGCUGCUGCAGACUCUGCUGUCCAUCAUGAGCAAGUCGCACUCAGUGGAGACAUCAAGAGGACAACGCUGCCCCCAGUGCACCGCAGAGAUCACCGGAGAGUACGUUUCCUGCCUUCUCUCGCUGCUCCGACAGAUGACUGAGCUCCACUUCCAUCAUCUACUCAACAACUUUCACAGCAAAGAGGAGCUGAAGGAGUUCCUGCUGAAGAUCUUCUGCGUUUUCCGCAACCUGAUGAAACUGACCAUCUUCCCCCGAGACUGGAGCGUUAUGAGGCUUCUGACUAGUCACAUCAUCGUCGUGACGACGCAGUUUCUCUCUCCGGCUCUGCACAAGAACUUCUCCGAAGCAGAUUUUGACUUCAAGGUGUGGAAUUCAUUUUUCAGUCUCACUGUGCUCUACAUCAACCAACCCAGUUUGCAGCUGGAGGCUCUGAGUCCCGGAAAGAGAAAGAAAAUCCUCGACAAACAUGGAGAUAUGAGAGUCAUGAUGGCGUAUGAGCUCUUCAGCAUGUGGCAGAAAUUAGGCGACAACAAGCCGCACUUCAUCCCCGGCAUGAUGGGGCCCUUCCUGGGAGUUACUCUCGUCCCUCAAACGGAAGUCCGCAACAUAAUGAUCCCCAUUUUCCACGACAUGAUGGACUGGGAGCAGAGAAAAAACGGGAACUUCAAACAGGUGGAGGCAGAGCUGAUGGAUAAGCUGGAUAGCAUGGUGUCAGAUGGAAAAGGCGAUGAUAACCACCGAGAGCUCUUCAGCCUUUUGACUCAGCUUUUCGGUCCUUAUCCAAGCCUCCUGGAGAAAAUCGAGCAGGAGACCUGGAGGGAGACUGGAAUCUCGUUUGUCACAUCUGUCACGAGGCUGGUGGAGCGACUGCUGGAUUACAGGGACUGCAUGAAAGGAGACGAGAUGGAGAACAAGAAGAUGGGGGGUUCGGUCAACCUCAUGAAUUUCUACAAGUCGGAGGUGAACAAGGAAGACAUGUACAUCCGCUACAUCCACAAACUGUCCGACCUGCAUCUGCAAGCUGAAGAUUUCACAGAGGCAGCUUUCACACUGCUGCUAUACUGGGAGCUGCUCCAGUGGGAGGACCGGCCUCUCAGGGACUUCCUGCACUACCCCUGUCAGAGCGAGUGGCAGCGGAAAGAGAACCUGAGCCGCAAGAUCCUGCACUACUUCAACAAGGGCAAGUGUUGGGAGUAUGGAAUCUCUCUGUGCCGUGAGCUAGCGUUCCAAUAUGAGACCUUAUAUGAUUACCAGAGCCUCAGCUGGAUCCGGAAAAUGGAGGCAGCGUACUACGACAACAUCAUCGAGCAGCAGAGGAUCGAACCGGAGUUCUUCAGAAUGGGAUUCUAUGGCAGGAAGUUUCCAUUCUUCCUCAGGAACAAGGAGUUUGUCUGCCGUGGUUAUGACUAUGAACGGCUAGAAGACUUCCAGCAAAGGAUGCUGGGAGAAUUUCCCCAAGCUAUCGCCAUGCAGCAUCCCAACCAACCAGAUGACACCAUCCUGCAGAGUGACGCUCAGUACUUGCAGAUCUAUGCGGUGACUCCGGUGUCAGACAUCUCUGAUGUGCCUCAACUGGAGCGAGUGCCUGAAAGGAUCAAGAGCUUUUACCGCAUAAACAAUGUCACCCGCUUCCAUUACGACAGGCCUUUCCACAAGGGGCCCAAAGACCGCGAGAACGAGUUCAGGAGCCUGUGGAUCGAGCGCACCGCCCUGAUCCUCUCCCGCCCUCUCCCUGGAAUCUCCCGCUGGGCUGAGGUGGAAAGGCGAGAAGUGGUGGAGGUGAGCCCACUGGAGAACGCCAUCUACGUGGUGGAGAAUAAAACCCAGGAGCUCCGGACUCUGAUAAGCCAGUACCAGCACCGGCAGCACCACGGCAACAUCAACCCACUCAGCAUGUGUCUGAAUGGAGUCAUCGACGCCGCAGUGAACGGAGGCAUCGCCAGAUAUCAGGAGGCAUUUUUUGAUAAAGACUACAUCAGCGGUCACCCGGAAGACACGGAGCGGAUCACACACCUGAAGGACCUCAUGCAAGAACAGGUUCACAUUCUAGGGGUCGGCCUCGCUGUCCACGAGAAACUGGUGCACCCGGAAAUGCGCCCGCUGCACAAGAAACUGGUGGACCAGUUCCACAUGAUGAGAACAGGGCUGCACCACUAUAUCUUUGGGGCUCAGGGCGUGCCGGGCGUCGAUCGAUUCAGCCCCGCGGGGUGCGCCGGGGUCAACUCUCCGAGGGGCAUCCUGUCGACCCACAACAACCACAUGAGCCCGGAGAGCAUGAGGCUGAUUCACCGACACAGCCCACUGAACUUACAAGGUUCCAUCCGCCACUCCUCGUCCUCCCUUUCGUCUCACACCUCCAGCGAGGCAGGAAACCUGGUGAUCAUGACCGAUGGUCUGAUGGGGGAGCACCCGGAGGAGGGCAUACACAUGCAGCCGAGCCCUUCGUCCUCCAGCCUGAGCUCAAUCCGCUCCAACUCCUCACAGGUUGUCAACUCGGCGCCCUCUAGCGCCAGAGGUUCUCCGUCCUUACCUGACAAGGCCAAACACAACCGGGAAGUGAUGAUCCUGCUCCCGUCGCACAGAGAGAGAGCCAACAACUCCAUGUAUUACAACAACAUGGCUGAGAACGGACAGAACAACCACAUGCAGCGUGCCUUACUACAACAAGUGAGCCCAUGUAAGCCGUGCGCCGACCCUCACGUGACCCUGCCGGAGAAAGCUGGGUUCCCCAAUGCUCCGAGUAGCUGGAGCCUGGAUGGAGAGAACCGGGAUCAGAUGACCUACAUCCCAUCCUCAGCUGGAGGGGUGAUGCCGCCCGUCCCCCCGCGCUCUUUCCCUCCAGGAAACUUCCUGAUGCACUGUGAUGCGUUUCACCACCAGAACAGCGACCCUCCCCCUGCACUUCCUGUCCGCUCCCUUAGAAAGUCUCCCCUCCACCCGAUCCCCGGCUCCCCCACCAGCCCCCAGUCCGCUCUAGGGGGCAGCAACUCCACUCUGUCGGGCAGUGCCAGUAGCGGUGUGUCCUCUCUGAGUGAAAGCAACUUCGGCGGUCAGUAUCCAGAUCCCGGCCCCAUCCGGAACGAUGCUCUGGAACCCCUCCCGAGUCACCUCUGGUCCCCUCCGGACGAGUACCUGCCGUCCCCGUACCUGCACAUCCACUACGGUGGACAAGAAAUGGACUCCAUGGACCCUGUUCGGCCCUUCCACUACCGCAGCCCGACGUCCCACCCGCACUCACACCAGCACCCCCACGCUCACGCCCAUCCCGGUAUGGACAGCCACCCCCACGGAGCCCACCAUCACGCCCCCACUCACGGCCCUCAUCACAUCACGUACCGAAGAUCUCAGCCCCCGUCAGUGCCGGCCAAGCCCUACCUGAGGGAGGGUUGCAUCCCGGAGGAGGAGCUGCAGCCUCAGCCCAUCCCGCUCCCUCGGAGGAUCUUCCACUCCCCUCACGGCCACAGGGAGGAGCAGGUGAAGCACGCCUGGGAGCAGUGCAUCAGCGAAGAGCACGAGGAGGCGCAGUGAUCCCAACCACACUUUGAUUUCUGUCCACCAUUUGUCUGGAGUCAACAGGAAGUGACAAGAUGAGGGACAGAAAUCAACCGCACUGCCGACACAGAAGCCUCGAGAAAAAUGACGCGCAAGACGACAUCGUGUGAACUGAAUAUUGAUUGUACACAACUGUACAAUUUGUCUGUAAGCAUGUUUUUACGUUUCAUUUAAUGAUACUCCAACAGCAGUCUGGUGAAACUUUAGUUUCUUCAAGCAACAGAAAGAAACCUCACGGCGACUUCCCGUCGGAAGGCUUCGUUUUGUUCCUUCCCUUGAAGACACUGUUAAGUGCUGCUUCAGAGCGAACCAUAUCAGAUAUCAGCCGGCAUCUCAAGGGACGUCCAACUGUUUUCCAUCCGUACGGCGAGUAUGGAAACCCACGUGAAUGUAUUCCGAUAUUUCCUUUGCGUCGUCAGAGGAGAGUGGCAAACCUCCUGCUGUCACGUGAUCCGUAAAGACCGAACUCUCCGCCUGAACACGACCCCGCUUCUCCUCUCUCUCUUUCUGGUCUUAUUUGCUUCUCUGAAUGGGUCUAAGGCCGCGGGCAGCCGGUACGGACGCCCGCUCAGAAAGCAUCGGACUCGCCUACCUGCCUUAAGUGCAAUCAAACGACCUCUCAUUCGGACAUGCUUCUCCAGUGACGGUCCUGUCAGAGUAUAAACCUGCCUCGUGGUGUUUUGUAUAAUUUCGUCCUGCUUUAGUUCCAGACUGUCGUCCGUAUCGCUAAUACUCCUGACUCAGCUGUUUUUCCAUUAUGAAGUUAGAGAAGAGGGUUUCAAGGAGCUAAUAACAGACUGGAAGGAUAUAGCUAAUACUUUCACCUAUUACUUGAUUUACUGGUCUUUUUUGCAGGUGGACGCUUUGUGUUAUUGUACAUCAAGUUGUCAGCGGACUAGACAACAUCUAUUUUUGUAUGUGAGAUCAUCAGUUGUGUGAGCAUUUAUCAGAGACGGUUAGGGGACGGGGGUGGGGCUACUGACCAGGGUGCUGCGAAACAAUGCGCCUGAGCUUCGAUAUAGACACUAUUGUUGGAUUGGUGGGUCAACUCUAUAGGUACAAUAGAAUUUUUCAAUGUAAAUUCUGUUAUUGUACAUAUGGCAGUAUUGUGAAAUAUUUUUGAGAAUUAUUGCAGAUGCCCUGGAAACACAGUUUAUUGUCGUUUUGUGUAUAUACAUGUACUCCACAGAUCAAUGUAAUUGAUGAAUAUCUAUAUUCAGUGUUUGCAAAAGGAAAGAAAUCCACUGGAUCAUGGCUGUCCUCACCCGAGUCCCAUAGACAUACUUUAUACACUUUUCGAUGUGCUUUCCUGUACAUAUGGUGUUAGCAUGACCGAUCAGUGUUGGUGGUGAAAGUGGUUUUCCUACUCCCAUAAACUGCUGUGGUAUGGAAUUCAUUAAUGCCAAACAAUAAAGACAAUCUUUUAUCA
This is a messenger RNA of Synchiropus splendidus (mandarinfish), 8169 nucleotides long. RefSeq names its product dedicator of cytokinesis 3 (gene dock3). Gene Ontology annotation, biological process: small GTPase-mediated signal transduction. Bases 459 to 6716 code for a protein of 2085 amino acids. Gene Ontology annotation, cellular component: cytoplasm; plasma membrane. Lineage: Eukaryota; Metazoa; Chordata; Actinopteri; Syngnathiformes; Callionymidae. The record is from RefSeq and is a predicted model, not a curated record. The transcript is spliced from 54 exons. Gene Ontology annotation, molecular function: guanyl-nucleotide exchange factor activity; small GTPase binding.